This is a messenger RNA of Pomacea canaliculata, 13360 nucleotides long. Its product is annotated as protein Smaug homolog 1-like. Gene Ontology annotation, cellular component: P-body. Gene Ontology annotation, biological process: negative regulation of translation; regulation of mRNA stability; nuclear-transcribed mRNA poly(A) tail shortening. The record is from RefSeq and is a predicted model, not a curated record. Lineage: Eukaryota; Metazoa; Mollusca; Gastropoda; Architaenioglossa; Ampullariidae. Gene Ontology annotation, molecular function: protein binding; mRNA binding; translation repressor activity.
UAUUCGCUGAGGCACGCGUGCUGUUAAGUACUGCCGCUAGGUGCCCGCCAUCAUGUGACGUCACUAUUAGCAUAAAGGAUUCGGAUAACAUGUGGAACCGAAAUAACCAGAGGAAGGCAGUAAGAUCUGUUUGUUUCGCAGCAGAAGUAUGGAUACAGUGUGCUUACGUUCCCUAAUGUACCGGAACUAUUAAAAACGACCACUUGAAGGACACUGUCUUCCUCUGGGGUUUUGGGCUGUGGAGUUGAGUCGUAUUUGUUCCUAUCUUAGCAAAAGUCCAACAGAACACCAGGUUUUUCAGAUGCAAUCAGAUCACUUAGGUAUAUAUACUCACAAUGUGACCAUCCAGCUGGUUCCGUGGAUAGAAAAGUUGAUUUCUGUUAUGGUGCUAGGACAGAUCAUUGAACAUUUGAUGGAACAUGUAGUGAAUAUAAUGAAAGGAGGCACAUUUAGGAAGGAAUAGAAUUGACAGUAGAAGGCACAAACGUUUGACAUGAAGGCAAACAGUAACUUUCGUGACCAGGUGGGGCAGGUGACAAGUUGGUUCAAGGAAUGGAGUGAGUGUGAGCAGACAGUAGCUCUGUACUCUUUGCUUAAAAAGCUGUCACCAGCUCAAGCCAAGUUUCUAGACCAAGUCCUUCAGCAAAGUUUGGCAGACUGUACUGAUGUCAUGCAACUGCAGAAGAAAGCCAAUGAUGAAGUUUUUGUAGCUGGACUCUGUGGGGAGGACAAAGGCAAAGUCAUUCUACAGUUACUGCAGUUACUGCCAUUGCUACAGGCUGGCAAUGAGAAAGCUAAAGCAGAGUAUUUGAAGCUUAUACCUGAGGUGUUAUCUCACACUAUUGAGAAUGGUGUGAAUAUUGAGGAAAGUAGACAACUUUUGUCCUAUUCACUCAUUCAUCCUGCCAUUACGCAAGAAGAGCGCUCCAAGUUUCGCAUGUGGCUGGGAUAUCUUGAAGAGCGCUUUACCUACUCCAUUUCUCACACACGCCCCUCUGCCACUGCACCUGAGGGACUUGCCCCUGCAGUGGCACCCAUUUCUGCCUCCCAGGAGGGGCUAAACAAUCUGCAAGGUGCUGGAGGCCCUAGCCCUCCCUAUGGGAAAUGGUUGGCAUGGACAGGGUCAUGCUGCCCAUUAUGGGAUGGAUGGUGGAGGUGUGUCAGGAAGUGGUUCAGGAGAUGGUGGAACAGUAGGGUCAGGUCUCCUAUCAAUGGCCAUUAUGGCCUUCGGGCUACAAACAGUCAUGCUGGUGUGUUUAGUGUGCCUAAUGGACAUCAUCUGCCUCUUCAAGCAACCUCUUCAGCACCACCCAACUUUGAAACACUGUCUACAUCAGUUUCACAGGGUAUCAGCAGUCAACCAAACAUGCACACGCGUUUGCACCGCACCACAUCAAUUGUUCACAGCACGCCUCUACCACUGAGGGUUCAGAACCCAGAAAAGACAGUUACUGAUUGGCUGCAGAUGCACUCAUCUGUGACUGGAGGACCUGGUGGUUUAGCAAUAGGAAGGGGGCGAUCGCCAUCUUUUACAGAGCAUGCUCCACUGUCACCACAGAGCAGUGUGACUUCUUCAGGGAGUGGAGGCAGUGAUUCACACCAUGAUGAUGGGCCCCAGCCUGUAAGGGACAGUUUUCUGGAAGAAGGCAGUGGUAUGCGAGAGGUGCCAGUAUGGCUGAAGACACUGCGACUUCACAAGUACUCAUAUUUGUUCCGACAAAUGACUUAUGAGGAGAUGCUUGACAUCACAGAGGAGUGGCUGGAAGCGCAGAAAGUUACAAAGGGUGCAAGACAUAAGAUUGUUAUCAGUAUUCAAAAGCUUCGGGAGCGACAGCAGGUACUUCGUGACUUCGAAAAGAGCAUCAUGGAAGGUGGAUCUAUCAAGGAGGUUCUUGGUGAGAUGAAAAACAUGCUGAAUACUCCAAUCAAGGCCUAUAACAUGGCCCAUUCAGGGGCUGCAUCUACUACACCUGGCACUUCUCCAUUCUCACCACCGCCAUCACCUGACUCAGAAAUUGUUGAAGGCAACUUACCUGGACAAUUCUGUAGACUUAUGGGGAAAGUGUGCACCCAGCUCCUGACAGCAAGCAUUCCAGAUGAUGAGAGCAUACAGCUUUAUUUUCAGCUCAUCGAUAAAUGUCUCAAUCAUGAGGCCUUUUCGCAACGACAGAAAUCCCUUCUGUCUUCUUGGAAACAGCAAGCUCAGAAAAUCUGGCAGCCACCUUCUCACAAGUUUGAUAGGAGGCAGAAGGGGUGGGGCAAUACAUUUCCUAUGGGCAAUGCAGUAACAAUACGUGGGGGAGGCUCUCGUUCCCGUCUCACACCAGGUCAAACAGGAGUUCAGCAGUGGAGUUUUGGUUCCAAGCGCUCAGUUCUAGGAUCUGCAGCUGUCCACACACCACUGCAACGCAAUAGUUCUCUAAACACAUCAAUUUUGAAUAAGCCAGGGCUUUUAGAGGUGAGACGACUUCCAGUAACAAGAACCCAGUCUGCACCAUUGCGAUCAUCUCAUCUUACUCUGACCAUGCAAAGUACCGGCACAGAGCCAGCCACAGACACAGAAAUAAAUGCCAGCCUUGAUUCUUUAUGCUUAAGGAUGACUGAGCAUGCUAUUGGCAGCCUUGAUGGCAGCGACAAAGGAUCAACAUUCUGAUUUCCAUGCUGAUUCCAUGUGUUUCUUGGCUCCAUAAUCAGGUCUUGAUGGAAGAUUUGAUUAUAGCGAGCACCUUACAGAAUACCACACAUUUACAUAUUCCACUCUAUGUUUUGCUUUUUCUGAUUCUGACAUGCUUUGCAUUUUCGCAAAAUCUGAAAGGCUAGAGAAUGUGUCUUGAAGGUUUCUUUUAUACAUGCUGUGUCCACAAAACCAGCCGACAGUAUUUUGGGAUCAAAUAUUUGAGUCCAUCUUCUCAACAUUUAUUUAGCAUUGUUAUGUGCUGUUGAAAGGUAAUUCUUUUUUACAUAUUUAAAUAGACAUUGUCUUCAAACUAGAUUAUGGAAUCAAAACAGUUUUACAGAAAGUAGUCAGCCAUAAAAUCCCACUAAAGCGAGAAACAUUGUGGGAUAAAAAAUUGUUGUUUUCUUGGAUUAAAAAAAAACGUACAAGAGCAACUCUUAUAUUUUAGCUGAGAAAAAAUUAAAGGGUUUUCACUUAAAUUUUUUUUAAAGAUUUUGUUACUAAAAAGUUCAAUGAUGAUCUCAAACUCAGAUGUUUUCCUCUGUUUGCUGAAAAACAAAUUAAGAAAAUGUUCAAAACUUAGUGAAAAAUAAUAUCUGAAAAGUCAGGUAUUGAUUAAGAAAUAAAGUACACCCUUUCCUCAAUUUACAAACUUAUUCAUUUCUAAAUAUUUGUUAAUCUUACCCCAGUGACCCUAAAAAGUGAACCUUUUUACAAAAGAGGUGUUAAACUGUCAAUCCAUUUGCACCAUGUGAACAGCCUAAAACACCAAUUUCAGAAGCUGCCUGCAGGAAUAUACACAUUUUUUACUGCCACAUUGUUUACUGCAUAGAGACAUUCAUUGAGCGGCCUUCGUGCUUAUCUUCAUUUGUUUAAAAAAAAGCAUUAAAAGGGACUUAACUACAGUUAAACUUACAGUUAAUAGUUUCUUAACAAAAAAUUAUAUAUUAUGAUUUGUUAAUGUGUUAAUUUGGCUGUAGAUAUGUAUUUUUUACGUUCACAUCCUCAUGCUGAAAAUUGUAGAAAAUUUUUUUUUUGACUGACAGUGAAUGAACAGGAUGUAUGUCCUCUCAUUUCUUUCAAGAUGUUUUAUUACUUCCAUUGUUUCUUUCAGUUUUGUAAACACAUUCAAUUUUGCUCCAAUUCAGAAAGAUUUGCAUUCUACUUUCAUUUGCACCCUUAUAUUUUAAUUUUAUGCACAGUUGUUGCUAAAGUGCAGAGGAUGUACUUUCCCACCUUUCUUUGAAGAUUUAUUAUUUCUAUCUUAUCUUCCAAACAGUCGCUUGGUUGUACUCUUUAUAGUUAUCUUUUCUACUUUUUUGUAAACUCCCUCAUUAUGGAUUAUGAGCACAUUAUGGCAUGACAUCUUUAGCAGAAAUGAACAAAGCUGGCUUCAUGCUAGUGGUGGCUGUUCAUAGGCGCGUACUAUAAAAUUUCUGACAUGCUUGUAUUUCAAUGUGGAGUGGCAUAGAAUGUGGUUUGCUACAGCAAAUCACUGGCUCAUCAAUUGGAUUUAGGUAUUAAUAGUUAAGGAACGAAACAACUUUUUGUGAGAGUUGCUUAUGUCUGCCAUAAAUUGUCAGAACCCACAAAAGAAAUAUUUGUGAAACACCCAGAUUACAGUUGCUGAGGCAGGAAACAGUUUUUUCUUUUAAAUGGGGGCUGCUUAUAUAUACCAGCAGGAAAGUUUAUGUGCUUAUUGAUAACCUAUUAAAAAAUUGUAUGAGUGAAAGAUUUGAGAGUGCUUAAAAUGAAUUAACCAUGGGAAUAUCAAUGGACACAGUAGAAAUGUGAUCAAGAAUGCAACAGUAGUCAGAACUUUUUUUUAUCCUUGGUUGUCUAAACAUUGAGUGAUCUGGUGGUCAAGAAAUAAUGGUCAUGUGGUCAUCGUAGAUUUGUGCACAGACAAAUGUUAUUGAGUUGCAGAGAGGGGAAAAUGUGAACAGAUCUAUGCUACUUCUGUGAAGUAGCAAACUAUAUAUUUUUAAAAUUCUUGAUGGGAGGAAGGGGGUUGUACAUUUUUAAUAUAAUGUCCUUUGAUGCGGAAGUGUUCUAACAUUUAUUUGAGGACUGGUACCAAGGUUUUAAUUUUGGAUGCAUCGAUUUAGGUCUGAUUGUUGUUUUUAAAUUAAUAGAAAGUGUUGUUAGUUAAAGUUCUCACGUUGAUUGUGCUUUUUUAAAAUUAUUAGAAAAAUCAUUUAUUAAACACUGAUAGUUCUGUGCUUUACUUUAAUGUUGAUCCUUUACCAUCUGUACAGUUUUUCCUGUAGUUUGAAGUAGUAUACAGACCUCUUAGUUUCUCUUUUUGCUGAAGAACAGCUACAAGAGAGUUGAUAUUGUGAGGUCUUUUGCACUCUGUCCUCUUCUUAAAGGUCUUCCUGAGUUCAGUAGUUCUGAUAGCUUAGUAUGACAGAUUUUCUAAAAUCUGAGUGAACAUCCUGCCUCCAUUCUGAAGUUGACAAACACCACCAUACACAAAAGACAUCAGUAACAGUCAAGGUUACAGCCAAUGGGAUAAUUGGGACCAUAUAUUAAUUAGACAUAUCUCUUUUUCUCCAUAGCAAUAUUUGUAGGCAAAAGAACUUAGAUUUUGGGAAACAGUAUUUUGUGCUGAGCUCAACCUAGUGAUUUGCAGCUUUAGACGUUUGUAUACCUUUAACAGUAAAUACAUUUUCCCCAAGCUUCUGCCUGCUUGCUUAAGUGCAGCAUGGAAUGGAGAUUUCGUUUUCAGUCCAUUUAACUUUGUCCUGCUCUUUGAAGAUUGUAGUUCCACCACAGAAAGAGACCAGCAAAUUCUUUCAGACUUCAGCUUGGUUAUCUCCAGAACAGGUCAGUCAUGUAAUGUGAUUGGCUCAAAUUUUUAAAGCAAAAUAUUUUGUUAAUUUCCUUGAUUUAUAAUGUCAUGACUCUUUUGGUUGAUGUCUCAUACAAUACCUUCAGUUAAGAAUUAAUGAAAGGGUACCUUCAGUUAAGAAAUGAGGAAAGGGGUAUCAGAGGAUGAAAAGUAAAGUGUAAAUAAACCACAAGCAAUCAUAUGAAAGCAUCUUAGGACUCGUAGAGCUUAUAUGUGCCUAGAAUAGCUGGAUAUCUGUAAAUGAAAACAUCUAACGCCAACUAAUGUGUGCCUGUGUCUGCACAUUUUGUAAGGAUUCUGCAGAAUGGAGUGACAUGCUUAAUUAACAUAGGCUAUCAUAAAAUCAUAAUCUUGCUAACUUGUAUGUUUAGUAAACAAUUUUUUUAUUAUGACUGUUAUUUUAAGUCAACAUGACAGAGUGACAGUGAAUAACUUUUGACAGUGGUUGCAUGUAAGGGUAUGCAGGACAGGAAAAAGAGAUUUUAAUUUUAAAUUAUUUAAGAAGUAAAACUUUUUUUAUUUAAAAAAUGAGAUUAAAAACUUUUAAUCUCAAGCAUGACUUUUCCCCCAAAAUAGCUGAACAUUUGUAGAAAUUCUUCCUCCAGGUAAUUCUAAGCAGUUGUCACUGUCAUUGUAGUCCAUUUUGCUGGCCUGAUUGGUUUGACAAAAUUCAUUCUGCCUGAUUUAAAUUUUUUCACUGCAUUUUUUUAAAAUUAAAAUGGAUGUGCUUAUAGGGCAUUUUCUUGACAACACAUGUGUAUUUAUGCUUACACAUGCAUAUAUGCAUGCAUGUGCACACAUAUAGUAAUGGUCAUCAGGUGAAUGACAAAAUUCAGUGUGUGAAUUUUGAAAGCAAAUUAAAUGCCUUACGAAAGGAAGGAAAAUAUUUUUAUGUGUUUUUUUUAAAUAAAAAUCUCACUGGGAUGAAGCAGGCUUGUGAUAGAGAUGGAAAUGGUGUGCAUUAGUCUAAAUGUCUGAGUUUUUGUUUGUUUUUUUUUUUAAUUGGUACCCUUGUGCUCCAUCAACUUGAAUUUUCCUGUUGCAGUUAUUUGAUAUCUGCACCAGAAGUAAGAGGGGGAUAGGGUGUAACACAGUAAGAGACUCUCGGGAACCUUUACAUGAUGAAAAGAUGUGUAGUGCAGGUGAAUGCGUCUGCAAUAUUCAGCAUUCAUUUCUCUGUGAACCUUGCUGUUUUGCAUAACUGUUUGGUGCCUUAUGGAAAUCGUAGAUGUUUUUGACAUGAAUCAGUUGUUUGUAUUUUGGUAUGUUUUUCAAUGUCAAACCAGAAUGAUUAAUGUCUAUUUUCAUACCCACUUCAUGUCAAAAAAUGGUGAUUCACAUGUGAAUGAACUGCACUAACCAGUUCUCAAAGCUUUUUUAUCUCUGUAUAAAGAAAGGAAAACUUUUUGUUUGCAAAACAUGUUGGAAAAUGUUUUACUGUUUGCCAUUUGCUGCAGAAUGAUUACAGAAAGUUGCAAAUUGUUUGUACUUGUUUCCACAGUGGUUAUUAUUUGGGGUGUUUGUGUUCAUAGUGGCUGUUCUGUCAUGGCUUUAUCUGCAUCUGAUCUCAGAAUCAUUAUGCAAAUUUGUAUGUUUGGAUUGCCAUCACCUGCCAAUUGUUCAUGCUAGAUACUUUAGAAAAAGCAACCAGUUGGUAACUUAUGAAUCCAAAACAAACAAAAUCUUUCUUAGUAUCUUAAUAGAGUAAAAUCUUAUGAACCUUUGCCAAAAUGUGCCUUUGAUAGUUCAGAAGUUGAUAUAAAGUAAAACUGUAUUAACAAAAAAGUUAUUCUUUAUGCCUUUUGUUUUAGAAAGAUGUCUGAAAAUUUGAAGAAUUUCACAUGGGAAAAAUCAAUUCCCCACUGUUGUCAACUGGAUUUAAGUAAUCUCAUUUACAAGAUUAUGAUUAAAACAUGAUACUUAAAAUAAUUGUUUUUGAAUAUUCUGAAUAUGCCUUGUGUAGCAUUUAAACCUCCCUAGAUGGACACAUAUGUUUGAUAGCCAGCAAAGCAUAAAUAUUUGGUAAAGAUAAUACCUUUAACAUGCAUACACUUAGUUCAACCUCAAAGCAGUGCAAAUUUUGAUCCUGUAUAUAUUUGAAUAUUACAGGCAAUCAGUAUCAGUGAUGUUAUUUUGAAUGAAUGGAGAGCAGAAUUGUCAGUCUAUGGCAUGAAGCUAUUUUAAUACCCAUAGUUCAGUUUUCAUUUUUACAGAAUUUCCUUUAUUGCAAGUAAAUUCCUAAGGUUUAACCUUGUCUCAAGACAUUUACAGUAUGUUAAACACAUUUUUCCCUUUAUAUAUCCUAUGGUAUAUGCAUGUAAGAAAAGUCGAAUGUUUUUAAAGGACACAGAACUGUGUCUCAUUUUAAGAAAGUUUUGAGCUCAUUUUGGCAAAGGUUUCUAUAGAUUUAUCUGCUCUUAACUGCCACAACAAACAAAUUAUAUCCAUUGCAUUGCAGUAAGAUAUCUUUUUGUAACUGAUAUUUUUCUGUUCACUAUGCACUGUAUUUCAAGAAAAUCAGCACUGCAGGUUCAGUGCUAAGUUUUGCCAACUAAGAACAUUUUCAUGUCAAACAAUACAAUGUAUUACAGGAUUUGCUGUGAUUAUGCAAAUUUCUGAGUGGUUAGUCUGAAAAUAGAUUCUUCAUAUAAGGAUUUGACAUCUUAGUCCUACAAGUGUAACAUUGAAACAUUUAGGGCAAAUCAUGACAUAAGAAAUCUAAAUUUACAAGAUUUCCUAGAGUAUCAACGUAUGCCUCAUCACUUUUUGAGUUAUUUUUAAAGUAUUUGUUCAGAAUUCAUCUCAGUGGUGUAUUUUCAUGGAAGUAGGAUUGGGAAGAUUUUCUUGUAAUGAUUGUGGUUAUUUAAUUAGUCCUUUCAACAACUGUUAUAUAACUAGUAACUAUAUAACUUAAUAAUUCCAUUUCUGUUGACGAUGAAACAGAUAAACAGAUCCAUAGAACACCAAAUUCAUUGAAAGAAUCCCUGAUGCAAAAUUGAAGGAUAGAAUGUUCAUUCUUGAUGAAUGGAAUUUUCCUAUGCCCUUAUUUCAAGUAGACUUUUUUUUUUUGCAAUAUUUAUAAAAUCACAGUAGAUGUUAAUAGGUGCCUUUGCUGCUGAUGUCCGUUACUAAUGUUCAGGUGUUGUUUAAAAGAUUACAGAAGUUACAAUUACACUACAUGGCUAGCCUGCAACAAAAGCAGCAUGUGAGCAGGACUAUUUUGUUGUUUAAAACUGUUGUCAAAUUUUAAGAAUCUCUGGUUGUGCUAUUGUUUUCUGUCACACAGUCAAGCACCCGUGGUGUUAUUUCAUUUUUGUUUUUUGCUUUAUUGGGGUUAUUACACACUUUGUCCAUCUAAAAUUGGGGUGUGCCUAUUGCCUCCUCUCUGUGCAGCUGUAGAAGUAGGGAACUUGGAAUGAAUGAUGUCACUCUUUCAGUGGAAGAAGUUACAUCUAGAGUAUGUUGACUGCUAUUUUACCUAGUGUCAAAAUGCUUUGUAGCUAGUUUUUAAUUAGGUCACAAGCAUUCAAUCUUCUGUGACAGUUCUCAAAAACAAGUGAUGCUCCUUAAAUAAACCAUGCGUCAACUUCAGUCUUUACCAAAAUAUAAGAGCUACAGUAUCAACAGAAUUUCAAACAAGUGUUUUUAAAGGAGUAUAAUGCAUAAACAUCAUCCAGAAUAUUCCAUACUUUUUAAAACUAAAGUGACACUACAAAUCCCCAGCUUAUAGAAAAAAAUAUCUUUGUGGAAUUGUGUAGGAGAAAAUAUUCCACGAAAAUAGACAAAAACAUGAAAUCUUUCUUUUUGAAAAUAUCUGCAAAGCAGUUUCAUUGAAUAUUCAUAUUUGUUUUGAUUAUUUAAAGUUGGAGCAGUUCAUAUGCUCUGGUGCAACAGUAAUUAUUCUGGAUAAGUUACACGAAAGAGGACUGAAAGUAGCAUUAGAGCCUAAGAGUUUAAUCCAAUAAUUUAAAAUGUUUUUAGUCAUAUCAAUGAGGCCCUGGCCUGGUCUCUCAUUUAAAAUUCAAAUAUGACAGAUUUUAAAGUAUAACAAAAUUUCAACAUUGCUUGUAUGAUGCUUUAAAUCAAGUACAUAUGAGGAGAAUGUUGAAUAAGUAACUGUUUUCUUAUUGAUGUGAUUGACCAGUACUGUUUUCAUGAUGGGUGGGGGAAGCAUGUUCAAUUAUUAAGUCUGAAAAUUUUUCUAUGUUUGCAUUUCUCUAGUGAUGCUUUUUCAUGGUUUGUAUUGAAGUUUUUGUAUUGUAAGUAGAAAACUGUGCCAUUAUGAAAGACACAGAUAUUUAUGUGGGUUAUUUUGCUCAGUUUUAGUGGCCAUUUAGAAUUAAUUUUUAGGUUGCAUAAGUUGAUUUUUAGUACUCUGCCAUCCCCCCCUCUCCUCUAUCUGUCUUUGUAGGUUCUUCCCUUCCUGUGGAAUUGCUGUGGAAUGCUUCAUUAGAAACAACUAGCAUUCAUAUUCUGAUUUGAACAUGGUUAAAUUUGGUUAAAGCUAAGAAAUGCAUAUAGCAAGAAGUAUUAAGUUGGCAGUAGGCAGAAAACUGUUCAUUAAAAGCUAUCAUACUAUUACCUCAUUCAGUAAUGUUGUGGCAGCAUUUCUAACAAUCUAUUAGAUCAUUUUUGUUUUUAGUUGAUCAGAAUACUGUGUUACAUAUUGGAAGAAAGCUGUAACUAGGUUAAGUAUCAUGAAACUGGCUUGAUACACUUUCUUUGGCACUUCCCACAAUUAGAUGUGCAGAUCUAGGUAGGUUUUAAGAGAAUUUUAUAUGAUUUGCUUAAAUAAUGAUGUCAAGGAUUUCCAAAUGUAGCUUAAGCACUGUGGACAAAAGACAUAGAUACAGUGAAGGCUUUUUACAGGUUUUCAAAAUUACAAGAGAAUCACCAAGGAGCAAUUCUUGACUGUGUACACGUAAGACCCGUUUUGGUCAUGCACACAUGCAGUUUGUUUUUAUUGCCAGUUUUAUUUUGAAAGUUUAAAACUUGUAGUUUAAAUGUUUGUUUUAAUUAAUAUUAGUUCUAUUUUGGAGUAUACUGUUAUGCAGCAUUUAACAGUUGCUGGGUUGCUUUUUCUUUUAAAGAGAAAUAAAUGUGUAAUGUCCAGGAAGACAGCUACACGUUUCAGUUGCACUUCAGGUAGAUAGAGUGCUUCCUUUUUGAUUUCCAAGGUGGGAGUGUUUAAGUUCUGAUCAUGGAAAGAGUACAAAUGUGAUUUUAGUUUCUCGUUAUCAAAAGAAGAGAAUUUGUGAUUUUGUUUUUAUGGUGUCCAGGAAGACAAGAACCAUGUUCUGUUUUAUUUAGUUGUCCAGGAAGGCAAAAUAAAUUUUUUUUCACCAAGUGAAAAUCUGUCCAGGUAGACAGUCUCUGUUAAAAUCUUUCAGUUUAGAUUGUUGUUUCAUCUCCAGAAUGGAGUGAUGUUGAAAAUGUUUUACAUGCACAUUAUCAGUUGGCCAUUCUGAACAUUUGAAAUAGGAAUGGAGAAACAUUUUAUGCAAAGAAAAUCAAUAAGGUAAGGCCCUAUAGUGAAAAGAUUUUCACCUAGAUGUUGUUUUAACAGCUAGAGACAGUAAUUAAAAUAGGAUUGCUAUAGAGUUCAUUCUCCUUAAAUAUCUUAUUCCACCCUAGACUUUUGCAGGACCUCGGUACUGUAGAAACCAUGUCUUAAAGGUCAUUUUAAAAGUCAGUACAUGAUGCAUGCAUCGUGGCUCUUUAUUUUGUUCUUACAAGCAUAGAAGUGUAAUUCAUGGCCACAUGCUUGACAUUUACAGUGUUUAAAAUAUAGUUUUAAUGUUCGUUAGACUUGGAUGGUGAAGAAAAGGGUUGGGAAGAGAUGUUAGGUGCAAUUUAUGUAGCAAAAAGAACUGUUAAGUUUAAUAUCAUUCAGGAUAUACACAUAUUUGGGAACAAAAAUUUAAAGCAGCUUAAUCUGGUAAUGUUUGGUGCGGCAGUUUGCUUUAAGCUUUUGUGAGUGAGUUAUUAACUUCCUGAUGGCAUACUUCAAAUAAAGAGUUGGUUUAUUUGUGCUCGCCAUAAAGAUCUGUAAGGAAUUUGUAUUUGCAAAACUGUUGCAAAAGUUCAACAAAGUAGCAGCCUAGCAGAUACUGAUUUAAAUUAUUUUUGAUGUAGAGGUAUCUUGAGAAAGGCUUCAGGCCUUGGAGUUCCAUUAUAAUAUUUGAACCUUGCAACACCAGAGAAUGCCCAUAAAUUUUAAGGAACAAUAUGAAAUGGAUGUUUUCAGGAAGAGCAUCAGCUUUUUAGAUCAUUGCUGGUGUGAAUUUUUAGCUGGCGGUAAAGGGGUCAUGGAAGGAGUAGAUACAACAAGAGAUACAUCACUUGUUAGCAACAUUUUUCAAGACCACAUUUAAGCUAAACACAGUUAAUAUUAUCUUCCUUCCCCUGUAAGAUAAGACAAGAAUUAUUUAUCACAAGCAUCUCUUAAGAAACAUCUUUUCCUCUCCAUCAGCCAUAGUAAUUAAAGCAUGUAUAUUUUAUGUUUUUAGUUUUGAUAGUUUAAAUUGCCAGUAAAGACUUGUAGGAAUUGACUUGCAGGUUCUGUAAGGACUGCACAGUAGUCAUAAUAACAGCACAUAAACUGGCACUUAACAUUUGCAAAUUAUCCAUAAUAAUACCGUAACAAAGAAUGAAGAUUAGGAAGACCUGGGAACUAAGUUCCGCUAUAUGGUUUAUUACUGUCCCACCAGAUAUUUUUUUGACAGGGCUGGUCAGUAUGAUCCCACCAGACAGAAUAACUAUGACAGAAUGGUAUCUCCUGUUACUUGCUAGGUAACUGGCUUUGAUGAAAGAUUUUUGACUAUUAUGUUGAAGACAGUUAUUGUCAUAGAUUACCCUUUAUUUUUUUUUUUUUGGCUUCAUAAACAUUUUCACAUCAUAGGGAGUAAUUUUGUUACGGUGCUUGACAGUUGACAGUUUGUUCAAGUUGAAGUGUUAGGUGUUGGACACAUGAUUUUAAGUGACUGUUAAAGUUUACUGUUCUCUUGAAAUUUCAAAAGUUGCCAUUAUUAGCUUUAACAAAAUCAUAUCACUGACAUUUACGCUUUGCAUUUCUUUUCAACUACCCUAUUAACCAGACUGUAAAGAGAAUUAAUAAGACUGUGUUCAACAGUUAUAUUUGCAGUAGAUCACUGCAUAAAUGAUAGUUACUUUUGCUUAUUUAACAAUGAACAAGAUGGAUUGUAAGGGAACAGCUAUUUCAGCACUGAUAUCUAAGCUAAAAUGAAAGUUUAAGACCAGGGUUAUGAAAUAUGUUGUUAAUAAAACAUUGAGAAAUAAAUAUCAAUUUUAAGUAGUCUUUAUUUUAUCAGGACUAUUCUGUUUCAUCAGUAGCAAGGACUUGCAGACAUGUGUUCUUUAAACAGGAAAAUCAUAAAUAUUCAAAUUCCAAAGACUUUAUUCUACUAAUAGCUUUGGGUAAACUGAAACCACUGUAUAACUCAGUAGACAAUGUUCUCAUUAGAUCUGUUUAUCUUUGGUCUUUUCCUAUUCUUCCUGGCAUGUCCAUCUUAAACUUUUGUCAGUAAAAAUCCAGACAAAAUGCAUAUCAAUAGAAAAAGCCUUAUUCUGCAGGGUAGUUGUGAAAUGUUUUAAUACACUAAUCAUGCACAAUCAAACUGUGUUGAAAUGUAGAGUGGAUAGAACUCCUUCUCAGUGGUUGUGAGAAUGACAUCCUCCAAGCUUAUUGAAAUAGUUUGAUUUUUUUUUCCCCAGUGGUACUGUUUUUCUGCUGUUGCAUAAGUCUGCCAAUAUGUCAAACAUUUUGUGGGAAAUUAAAAUUCUUGAAAAUAAAUAUUUCAGGUCGGUGA